AGUACAAGAAACUUUAGUCACUUCUAUGCUUAUCCUACCAAGGUAAGCAAACGUUAAACAAGGCAGGCUCAGCUGAUAAGUCCCAUAUCAAGUUGCCGACCCAGGAAUUCAAGCCAUCACCCCUUCAUUUUAUUUACAAAACAAAGCCAGCAUGCAUUAAGAAGAUAAUCCUUUCCUCACAUACACCUUCCAAAAUUUAUAUGACCAACAAAUAAACAAACCAAAACCCCUCCCUACCCACCAGAAGUUUUCCCCUUUAUAAACCCCCUUCUUCACAUUUCUCUCUAUCUCUCUACUCUGUUUUCUUCAUCCAUGGCUUCUGCUCUGUUUCUAAUACUCUGUUUUACACAUUUCUUUCUUUCAUCUUCACAACCACUAUAUCUCCCUCUAACCCACACGCUCUCCCAAACCCAAUUCAACAGUACCCAACAUCUCCUCAAAUCCACCACCACGCGCUCGCGCUUCCAUCACCACCGCCGCCGCCACAACCGCGAAACAAACCAAGUCUCUCUCCCACUCGCCCCAGGCAGUGACUACACUCUCUCCUUCACUCUCAACUCCAGCCCUCCCCAACCCGUCUCUCUCUACAUGGACACAGGCAGCGACCUCGUCUGGUUCCCCUGUUCCCCAUUCGAAUGCAUACUCUGUGAAGGCAAACCCAACUCCACAAACCCACCACCCAAAAUCCCCAAAAACGCCGCCGUUUCGUGCGACUCCCGCUCCUGCUCCUCCGCCCACUCCUCCCUCUCCUCCGCCAACCUCUGCGCCAUUUCCAAUUGCCCUCUCGACUCUAUAGAAAUCUCCGAGUGCUCCUCCUUCUCUUGCCCGCCAUUUUACUACGCCUACGCUGAUGGAAGCUUCAUAGCCAAGCUUUACAAGCACAGCCUGUCGAUACCCAUGUCGACGCCUGCUCUGGUUCUGAGUAAUUUCACUUUUGGGUGUUCCCAUUCUUCCCUCGGCGAGCCAAUUGGGGUUGCUGGGUUCGGCCGCGGCUUGCUUUCUCUACCUGCCCAACUCUCCACCUUCUCUCCCCACCUCGCCACCCAGUUUUCAUACUGCUUAGUUUCUCACUCCUUUGACCAGGACCGAGUCCGUCGACCGAGUCCGCUCAUUCUCGGCCCGUACGACCGGAAACAGAAGCGAUUUGGGGACGGUGCUGGUGGGUCGGUUGAGUAUGCCUACACCUCCAUGCUCGACAACCCAAAGCACCCUUAUUUCUAUUCGAUUGGGCUCGCCGGAGUUUCGGUCGGGAAAAGGGUUUUUCCGGCACCGGAGAUUCUGCAAGGGGUCGAUGAGAAUGGGAACGGCGGGAUCGUCGUGGACUCGGGGACCACUUUCACCAUGUUUCCGCAGGGUUUCUAUAACUCGCUGGUGGCUGAGUUCGACCGCAGAGUCGGGCGAGUUCACGAGCGGGCGACUCGGGUGGAGGACGAAACCGGUCUUGGGCCGUGCUAUUAUUACGAGAAGGUGGUGGACGUUCCGACUGUGACGUUGCAUUUUGCGGGGAACAAAUCCAGUGUGUUGCUGCCCAGGAGGAACUACUUUUAUGAGUUCGUGGACGGUGGUGAUGGGGCCGGGAGGAAGAGGAAAAAGGUUGGGUGUUGGAUGCUGAUGAACGGUGGUGAUGAGGAGGAGAUGAGCGGUGGGCCCGGGGGUAUUUUAGGGAAUUACCAGCAGCAAGGGUUUGAGGUGGUUUAUGAUUUGGAGAAGCUUAGGGUGGGGUUUGCAAGGAGGCAAUGUGCAUUGCUUUGGGACAGUCUAAACCAACGGUAGAUUUGGGAGUUGAAUUUGGGCUGGUCAAGGUGGAUUGACUUUGCUUACUAAGGUCAAAGGGGAUGUUGACUUUGACUGCACAAGGGGGUGGUCUGUAAAUUCCUGUAAAUUAGUCGGGUGUUUUGAGCAAUAAGGGGGGGGGGGGGGGGGGGGGGGGGGGGUUUUGAGUAAAAAUUCUCUGCUGCACUUCAUCUUUUGCAUUUUCUGCUGACAAAUUGUAAAUGUUUAUUGUUUAUAUUUUCUUUUUCGCUGAAUAAAAA
Prunus avium (sweet cherry) is the source of this 2033-nucleotide messenger RNA. RefSeq names its product Eukaryotic aspartyl protease family protein. Gene Ontology annotation, molecular function: aspartic-type endopeptidase activity. Lineage: Eukaryota; Viridiplantae; Streptophyta; Magnoliopsida; Rosales; Rosaceae. Gene Ontology annotation, biological process: proteolysis. The record is from RefSeq and is a predicted model, not a curated record. Gene Ontology annotation, cellular component: extracellular region.